This is a messenger RNA of Penicillium argentinense, 1584 nucleotides long. Its product is annotated as Zn(II)2Cys6 transcription factor domain-containing protein. NCBI's taxonomy places the organism in Eukaryota, Fungi, Ascomycota, Eurotiomycetes, Eurotiales, Aspergillaceae. The coding region runs from base 1 to 1584 and encodes 527 amino acids. Gene Ontology annotation, molecular function: zinc ion binding; transcription cis-regulatory region binding; DNA-binding transcription factor activity, RNA polymerase II-specific. The transcript is spliced from 9 exons. Gene Ontology annotation, cellular component: nucleus. The record is from RefSeq and is a predicted model, not a curated record. Gene Ontology annotation, biological process: positive regulation of transcription by RNA polymerase II.
AUGCCGACGGCCACAAGGGUCAAAUGCUGUGACCCCUGCCGUCUGCUGCACCACAAAUGCGACGGAAUCCUGCCACAGUGCGGGCGGUGCACGCGAACAGGUCGUGCCUGUGUGCGCGGUCAAAAGAAGACCCAAUUUCGACAGGCGAAGGGGCGAGGCCCACGAACUCGAUUCCCGCGCAAUCAGGUGUGGUUGCGGCCGCCACCGCGAGUCGACUUUGUCCUAGAAUCAGGCAAUGGGGAACCGGAUGACCUGGCGGCUCUUCCCUCGGUCGAAGCUGAGUCGGUCGACCCAGGCUCGCCGGUUAUGGAUCACAACCCGACCCCGGAGUCCAUCGCUGUACCCCCGAAUACCCAGCAUCGGACAGCAGAGGACGUUGAGGUGCUGGCUUAUCGUUGCGAUCGAGAUGGGAAACAACGUCCACCCUUCCGCCCGACCGGCGCAAGACGUGAACUACGAUCAGGCCGGCGUACAUGGCCCUUACGAGAUCCAGAGGAGGCCUAUCUUCUACAACACUUUGUGGACCGCAUCGCAUCAUUCUUUGACUGUACAGACCGGCAGCAGCAUUUCGCGGUUCACAUUCCAUACCGAGCCCGGUAUUGCGACACGUUGUUCAACGCCAUCAUGGCUUUGUCGGCUCGCCACUUGAGCUGCACCACCACUUUCGACCCGUAUGUGUCGGAUCAGUACUAUCAGGCCUGCCUGGAGACCCUCAUUCCCUCGUUGAAUGACCACGGUGUCACGAUGGAUGAUGAUCUGCUCGCGGCGACUGUGAUUCUUCGUCUGCUGGAGGAAUUCGAUGUCCCACUGGCGGGGUCGGAUCUUCGGGGCCAUUCCUUUGGGACCAAGGCGUUCAUCCAGGGUCCGCCACCCUCAGCGACGACAACUCCCAGCUUACGACAGGCGGUUUACUGGAGUGGGCUUCGGCAAGAAAUUUACAAUGCCCUCAGUCUACAACAGGCCCCCGAUGUUGACCUGAGCUCCCUUCACUCGCUAUUUACGGCCCUGGGCCCCGACGCCGGUGAUUGCGCGUGGGCAAACCAGGCAAUUGCGCAUUGCGCCGAUGUCCUGCUCUUCUCGUUCGGCGAUGGGCCCCGCUCAGUGGCAGUGCAUGAAGACCUGCAGAAGCAGAACGAACAGUGGAGUGAUACUCGGCCAGCAUCCUUUGACCCCUAUUUCGUAGGCAGUGACGAGGUGGAGAUUGGAGCAAGCUUUCCCGACAUCCGUUUCAGUUCUCCAUGGCAUGCAAUUGGCAAUCAGUACAACGAGCUGGCCCGGAUUCUGCUCUCUGUACACAACCCGGGACUUCCUACGGUAGGACCCCUCCGCCGACGGUUUGCCCAAGAGGCUGAUUACCAGAUCCGCAAGGGGGUAUGGACCGUAUGUGGUGUGGCGCUGGCUAAUGACUCCGUGCCACCGGCGAUGGUGGUGGGGUGCAUGGCCAUUCAUAUCUGUGGCGAUCGAUUCACAGAUCGGCAGGAACAAGAGAGGCUGAUUCAGGUCCUGAUCCGCACAGACUCGUCGCACGGCUGGCCGACUCAUGCGCUGCAGCGCCAAUUGCGGGAAACCUGGAGUUUGCCCUGA